Molecule: messenger RNA, 3025 nt
Organism: Aplysia californica (California sea hare)
Lineage: Eukaryota; Metazoa; Mollusca; Gastropoda; Aplysiida; Aplysiidae
Product: neutral and basic amino acid transport protein rBAT
Biological process (GO): carbohydrate metabolic process
Source: RefSeq, a predicted model, not a curated record
CCAGGCCAGGGAACAAGGAAAGAACCUGAGCACUUGGGUGACCUCAUAUUGAGCGGCAACCGGAUUUGACCUGUAGGCCUAGGCCUGGGCUCAGUUCCGUUUCGCCUCGUUUUCAACCGAACAGUCUAUUUUUUGUCCUCUCUGCCCCCUGCUUGACUGCUUGGCCUGAAGUUGCAUCAGAUUCAGAUUGCCGCCAGCUAGCUUGACGACAGAAGCGGUGCCGAAGAGUGUCGUGGAGGAAUAGUUGACUUUCGCGACGCUGAAGAGAACAUUUUACAUCGAGAAAAAUGACACAUCCAGCAGAGGAUCUGCCAAAGGAAGGUGCAGAAAAUGAGAAGUCCCGGCUUGAUGAGGAAUUGACGGCAAACACAACUGCUGUCGAUUUAGACGUUGACCCCGAUGAUUCCAAAGCUCACCUUAUCAACGCGAAUGGUGGAGCAGGCUCGGAUCAUGUGGACGUCAAAAUUAUCGACGGGACGGCUGCUUCAUCCGAAGGGGAAGUCUCAUUUAAUGGACUAGGAAAAGAUGAAGUGAUGAAAUAUGCCGACGAGCCAUUCUGGAGACGGCUGAGAUGGAUCCUUUUCAUUUUGUUCUGGGUUGGGUGGCUUGCCAUGCUUGUGACCGCUGUUGUCAUUAUCGCUGUCGCUCCGCGUUGUCCACCCCGCCCCGAUCUGAAAUGGUACCAGACUGAGACAGUUUACCAGGUUCUUCCCGAAUCUUUCAAAGAUUCCAACGAUGAUGGAAUUGGUGACUUCGAUGGACUGGACCCCAAGGUGGAUGAUUAUAUUGCGGAUGAUCUGGAUAUCAAGGUUGUGUGGCUAAGCAACAUCUAUGAGACAGACAGUCUUGCCUCUGAACUCGGAAUCCUUGAUCACGAGGCCACCAGCGCCUCUUUUGGUACCACACCCGACAAGAUGAGAAGCUGGAUGAAGAGUCUAAGGAAAGAAGGCAAGAAAGUCAUCUUGGACCUUGUGCCCAACCAGUCAAGCAAGAAUCAUACCUGGUUCCAGAAAUCGCGGAAUGGUGACGAGAAGUUCAAGGAUUUCUAUGUUUGGAAGGCGACCACCGAUGGAAAUCCACCAAACAACUGGAAAACCCUUGACGGAGAUCCGGCCUGGACAUACGAUGAUGUUAGAAAAGCUUAUUACUUCCAUCAGUUUGGCACUGAUUACCCUGACCUCAACCUGGCCAAUGAAGAUGUUGUUGAGGAGAUCAAGGACAUCAUGAAGUUCUGGUUUGACAAGGGCGUGAGUGGCUUCCACAUCAAAGAUGUGGAAUAUCUUGUUGAGAAUCCUGAUUUACCUGAUGACGACGCAGAUCGAAGCCAGACCGUCAACUACAAGGGUACCUUCGAGUUCCUCGAAAAGCUUCGUGAGGUGGCUAAUCAGUACUCCGAUAAACCUGGACGUGAGAGAGUUUUGUUCGCCACUGUGUACAAAGCCAACAAGAACCAGACAAUGUCCUACUGGGGAACUGAGGACAAGAAGAGGCUGCACAUUGUUCUGCCACUGAUGGACAAGUUUGAUGAGAAAUGCAAUGCCAACUGUGUCUACGACAUAGUCAAUAGCCAGCUCACAGAUGAUACAGACCAGUGGCUCGGCCUUGCUCUGGGCAACCAGUACACAUCACGCAUUGCCAGUCGUAUUGGAGCAAAGACAGUCAACCUGCACGCUGCACAUGCUCUUGAGCUGCUCUUGCCCGGAAGCGCCUUCAACUACUAUGGUGAUGAAUUUGGCCAACUAAAUGGCAAGGUUCCAGCUGCUGACCGACUGGCUUUCAAUGAUGACUACCGUACUCCCAUGCAAUGGAAUAGUGGGCCAAACGCUGGCUUCACCUCAGAAGGUGUGAAACCCUGGCUGCCUAUUGGAGCUGACUAUGUGAACAAUAACCGCAAGGCUGGGGAUGCUCACUUUACAGAUGGAACAACUCCUCUCCAAGCAUUUAAGGAGCUGGUGAAGCUCAGGGGAGAAGAGUCUUUCCAGUGGGGUAAAACUAAGCUGUGUUCCCCCAAUGACAACAUCUUCAUGUUCACUCGCAAAGCUACACGCUUCCCAUACUUCCUGGUCAUGAUGAACUUGGGUAACCAGACCAUGUACGAGUCCCUAGAAACCCAGAAAUGUGUGGAGAGCAAAGAAGAGGGUGUCGUCAGCUUCCAUUCACGAGAUGAAGACCAAGUUGGCUUAACUUUGAAUUUCCACGACAACCCGGCUCGUUUGGCACCAGGGGACGUUGUGGUCAUUGAAUUUACAGCAGACGACUAGAUUCUUAGUACCAUGAUAAUAAUGAACUCUGCGUGGAAUAGAUUUUUAUUUAUGAGUGCGUCUUUUCUCUCAAUCUCAAGUCCUUUUACCUUGAUUUCUAAGUAGUAAUGUAUAUGACACUUCUAUUGAAGUAAGAAAAGUGGCAAAUAGCGGUUAUCACAUCCUUGGACUUAACAGAUUUCUAAAUCUCAUCAGCCUGAAAAAUGUGCUUGAUUUAAUGCAGAACUUACCUUGCACGUUUUCCUGAAAUCGCAUUUUGAACCAGUAUAAGUGGUGAUGUUAUAUGACUUGUUGUUAGUAGCCCAUGGACCUUCUUGAACUUUAUAAAAGAGAUCGUCUCAUAGUGGUGCUGGAAUGUAUACUGAUGGGCUGUUCUUACAAAAGACACCUUUUGUCACUUGAAUUGAUAACACUUCCUGGUUCUGGCAUUGGUUACUCUGCAUUUUUGUCAUCUCGGCAAAUGAAAAAAAAUUCCUCAUUUUCGUACAGGUGAUGGGGGAAUCUAUGCUGUGUCCAUUUCCCAAGCAAAACGAAUGGUAUCAUACUUGACAUGUUUAUUAUAUUAUUUCAAGUAGGCCUACUUCUUCAAUAGAUCUUCAAAAGUGUUCACUUGCAUUAUUGUUUACCAACUUUAGCCUGGCCUAUGCUGUUAUUAGACCAAACGUGCUAGUAAAAUUUAACAGAAAUCAGAAGACUUUUCUCAUUCAGUAAGAAUUAGCAAUGGGUUGUUUUAUCGUGGGUGAAAAAUAAACUGUGGAAGAAAG